UAUGCAUAAUUUGUGCACUUAUGCCAAUAGUGUUAUACUCUUGCUUAAACAGUUGCGAGAGUUGAACGAUUCUAUAACUUUCGUUCCCGGGUCUUUAACCUGGAUUAUUGUUAGAUAAACGUUCAUAUUCAAAUUAUUUAAUUUAUUCCAUUGGAAUAUUAAAGACAACCGGUUUCAGGGUAUGCAGUAUGUAUAACAUGCAAAGUACACAAGAUUCCUUUUAUCAAGACAAUGUUUCAGCAGGUAUGAUGGGUCACAUGCCGCGUUUUUACCCUAGUCACAUGCAAAUGCCAGCUGCUGUACAAAAUAAUAAUCCAUUUCGUUCAUUAUCAAGGUUAUCCGAAGAUAUGCGUUUUGAUCUAAAUCGAAAUUCCGUACACGAUCGUCAAUUUUAUCAAAAUAAGUUGCCUAAAUAUUACGCCGAACCUAAGUUAACAAAUAAAUCAUCUCAAGUGAUGAGAAACUCUAUAAACCGUUCGCUUUACUCUCCAUACCCUCCCCCCAUGCCACCUCCAAAUUAUUUCAAAACCUCGCCUUUAGAACAAAAUAAUUAUAAUCAAGAACCUAUGGUAGGAGAUUAUUGCGUGGAACUUUUAAAUCGCGAUAAACACUACUGGACGGAUGAAGAAACAGGAUUAAUGCUAGAGUUAUAUGAAGAAAAUAGAGAAUAUUUUAACGAUUCCAAAACAAAAAAAACAAAAAUUUGGAGUAUAAUAGCUGAUAUGGUAAACAAACGAUUUUCUACCUGUGUUAAUGCUGAACAAUGCAGUCAAAAAUUUAGAAAUUUAAAAGCAGAGUUUUUAAAAGUUUCAGAUCCGACACUAGUUGACGGGGGAGCAAAAAAAUUUGGAAGACAUUUUCAGCAAAUGAAACGGCUGUUAGAAGACGAGGAAAAGCGAGCAGUUACACGAUCGUGUGACGAAAAACAAAAUGCAAUGACGGGCGAUGAUAAACAGGAAAACUUUGAUAGCGGAAAGUUAGAAAACACAAAAUCAGUAAAUAUAUACAAUUCCCCAACUUCUUCACCAGAAGUUAUCGCCCCCGUUAAAACACCUCACCUGCCUGUUUCGCCAAAAGCCACACCAACAGCACCAAAAAUAUCUCCAUCUCCACCGCCUAAUGCGAACUAUUUACCUCACGAUCAAAAACAAUAUAAAAGUAAAGCUGAAAUUUUGCUAGAGUGUUUAAUUAACUCUACUUUAAGUGAUAUAAAUAAAGCCGAUUGUGAUAAAGCUAAUAAAAGUGAUGAAACAUUACCAAUGAAAUCUGAAAUAGAAACAGCGGAGGAAAAACACCUACCAGAAUCCGAAUUUAUUGAUGUAGAAAGUGUAAACGAAAACCAAUCUCAAGGAGGAUCUUCUACAAGCAAUAUAAAAGUAAAAACAAAUGAUCGCUAUCAAACAGAGUUGCGUUCAAUUUUUGAUGAUUAUUUUGUUUCGCGCGGCAAAGCCGUGGAAAACUUUGAAAACAACGAAAAGAGAAACAUUGUAUGUAUGAAUAAAUGUAUUGAAGUAUUCAGAAGCGUCGUUCGAGAAAACAUUCUUAAAUAAAAUAAAAAAAAACUCCGCUCC
This is a messenger RNA of Hydra vulgaris (swiftwater hydra), 1571 nucleotides long. RefSeq lists its product as uncharacterized. The record is from RefSeq and is a predicted model, not a curated record. Lineage: Eukaryota; Metazoa; Cnidaria; Hydrozoa; Anthoathecata; Hydridae.